Adineta ricciae is the source of this 612-nucleotide messenger RNA. Lineage: Eukaryota; Metazoa; Rotifera; Eurotatoria; Adinetida; Adinetidae. The record is from the annotation of a GenBank genome assembly.
AUGAACAGUUUAACGCCAGCUGCACGUACCAUUCGCAAUAUCCUCAAUCAACUCAAAGUCAACUGUUCACUUUGUGGACAGAGUAAUUUAGAACGUGGUGAAUUCGAUCAACAUAUAACUACACAUCGUCCUGACAGAAAUCAACAAGGAAGUAAUCGAAGCACAGCAAAUCAUCCUCCAUCAACCGGUCGACAGAGCAAUGACUUAUCGAGCUCUUUAUUCAUUAUUUUUGUAGUCUUCAUAUUCUUUGUCAUUAUGAUGUUUCGAUCUUCCAAAGAUUCGUCGCCCUCAAAGAACGACAAAACAGGAAAUGCAUUGGAUAAUUCUGCAAUUGCAACGCCCAUUUCAUGUACAAGUAUUCAGCAAUGUCCUUCACGAAAUAAUCCAUUUGAGAGUUCAUAUCUUCUCUCAUCUGAAAAUCAAAUCUAUUUGAAUUAUUUCUAUAAUGACUCUGCUUCUCGUCUUGCAAGUUGGAAACUCAUCUAUAGAGGAUCAACACAUGGUUUAAAUGCAUCAGCGUUNUCAGCUGCAUCGGAUAUAUUUUAUCGCUCCACAACUUUUGCGACAUAUAUUCUUGCUUUUGCUUCGACGUUCUCAUUUGUAGCUAAAUGA